Messenger RNA from Phanerochaete carnosa HHB-10118-sp, 922 nucleotides. RefSeq lists its product as uncharacterized. Bases 485 to 922 code for a protein of 145 amino acids. Lineage: Eukaryota; Fungi; Basidiomycota; Agaricomycetes; Polyporales; Phanerochaetaceae. The record is from RefSeq and is a predicted model, not a curated record. The transcript has 2 exons.
CUUUGCCGUGCCAGCACUACACAGAACAAGAAACGCGACACGCUCGAUAGUGCCUGACGCAAACGGGCGACGUGUAAUGCGGGUCAGGACCUCGUACCUGAGACGCGAAAUUUAUCACAAAACCACCCAUGUUGGCCACGCCUGAUCAAACCGCUCCCGAGAGAGAGAAUCGUUGCGCAGAAGAUGCGAGAGAAGUGAGUCAUAAAGCUUUAUAAGCUUGAGCUCACGCCUCGAUGGUAUGGUCGUCGCUGCAGCUGUUAUCUUCGACGUGUCCCGUGAAUGGAGGCAGCGCGGAUAGAGUGUGUUCUGGUGCACGUCCGCAGUGAGCGCACACCAGGCCGAAGGGAAAGUGCUCUAGGACGAACCCUAACGCCUAAGUAGUCGAUCCACGGUAUAGGAAAAGCACGCAUCGUUCCGGUAUGUCAAACCAAACCGUCAACAGUGUACCACAACUUUCAACUAUAAUUCGUUGUCUGCAGCGACCAUGUCCGGGCGAUCGACCCUUCCAGCUGUCUAUGUCGACGACGAAUGCCCGAUAUGCAAAGAGGAUUUCGACGAGAACCACCGAAGGUAUUGCAUCCCCUGUGGUCAUGUCUUCUGUCGCGACUGUCUCGAUCGGGUCGACCCACGAGUGUGUCCAAACUGCCGUGCUGAAUUCUCAGAAGAUGAGAUCGAGUGUUUAGACAAAGAGGAAGAUGAUUGGUCGCCGUGUGAUGAAGAGCGCGAGGAGGAUAGGGCGGUAUGGCGUGAGCUCGGGUGGCAGGAAGACGAGGUCGAAGAAGAGGAAGAGCCGGAUGAGGAUGAUGAUGAUUGGGCGCCAUCCGAUGGAGAGCGCGAGGAGGACAGGGCGGCAUGGCGGGAGCUUCGGCAGCGCCAACGAGGAGACGGAGAAGACUCGGACUCGGACUCAGACUCAGACUAA